Oenanthe melanoleuca is the source of this 704-nucleotide messenger RNA. It is a transcript of the gene LYRM2, whose product is annotated as LYR motif containing 2. The record is from RefSeq and is a predicted model, not a curated record. Bases 131 to 418 code for a protein of 95 amino acids. NCBI's taxonomy places the organism in Eukaryota, Metazoa, Chordata, Aves, Passeriformes, Muscicapidae. Gene Ontology annotation, cellular component: mitochondrion. The transcript has 2 exons.
GAAGGGGCGGAGCCGCGCCAUGGCCGCCGGGCGCCUCCCGCCGGGCGCGCUCACCCUCAGGCAGGUACGGGCGGGCUGGGGGCUCGGGCAGCGUCCUGUACAAACGACGGGCAGCUCGGCGGUUGUUUAAAUGUGUGCUGCGCGGCUCGCAGCGCUGUCCUGGGGCAGCGGGCAGACUUCCCUCUCUCCUUGCCAGUUCCUGAGGCGGCAGCAGGUCCUUCAGCUGUACCGCAAGAUCCUGCGGGCUAUCCGGGAGGUCCCUGCUGAGCAGGAUCGCCGCUACUUAAAGGACUGGGCCAGGGAGGAGUUCAAGAGAAAUAAGGAUGCUACAGAAGAGGAUGCAAUCAGGAUGAUGAUUACUCAAGGCAACAUGCAACUUCAGGAACUUCAGAGAACACUUAAGCUGGCAAAAUCCUGAUCUUCAUUUUGUUGACAGUUGGAUUUUUAUUUAUUAUAAAUAGGCAUUUUUCCAGAAUGUGAUUAUGUUUGAAGGAGGAAUCUACCUCUGGGGGGGUUUUGUUUUUUCCCCUUCCCCAUCUAUUUCUCAGUUUGGCUACUCUCAGAAGUGGAAAUUACUUGGACACAAAGGACAUUAAAAACUGCAUGGGUGAUGUAGCAUGUACUGCAGGAAAAGCAGAAAGUACCAAAAAUUACAACAGCUGUGUUAAUGUCAAUGCAAUGGAAAAUAAAUAUAUGCCAAAUUA